CAGGAUCUUUCAUUCCAGCUAUCUACGAGCCUUCCUGCGAAGCAUACAAACACCUAGGCCAGACGUCAAACUACUACUGGAUAGAUCCUGAUGGCAGCGGACCUCUGGGGCCUCUGAAAGUUUACUGCAACAUGACAGAGGACAAAGUGUGGACCAUAGUGUCUCACGAUUUGCACAUGCAGACGACAGUGGUGGGCUACAACCCAGAAAAAUACUCAGUGACACAGCUCAUUUACAGUGCCUCCAUGGACCAGAUCAGCGCCAUCACCAGCAGCGCCGAGUAUUGUGAGCAGUACGUCUCCUAUUUCUGCAAGAUGUCGAGGUUGUUGAACACCCCAGAUGGAAGUCCUUACACAUGGUGGGUUGGCAAAGCCAACGAGAAGCACUACUACUGGGGAGGCUCCGCGCCUGGGAUUCAGAAAUGCGCCUGCGGCAUCGAGCGGAACUGCACUGACCCCAAGUACUACUGUAAUUGUGACGCGGAUUACAAGCAGUGGAGGAAGGACGCUGGCUUCCUAACCUACAAGGAUCACCUGCCGGUAAGCCAGGUGGUGGUUGGAGAUACCGACCGGCAAGGUUCAGAAGCCAAACUGAGCGUGGGUCCCCUGCGCUGCCAAGGAGACAGGAAUUAUUGGAAUGCUGCCUCUUUCCCAAACCCAUCAUCCUACCUGCACUUCUCUACUUUCCAAGGGGAAACCAGUGCUGAUAUUUCCUUCUACUUCAAAACAUUAAUCCCUCGGGGAGUGUUCCUGGAAAAUCUGGGAAACACAGAUUUCAUCAAACUCGAGCUGAAAUCUGCCACAGAAGUGUCCUUUUCAUUUGAUGUCGGAAAUGGGCCAGUGGAGAUUGUGGUGAGGUCACCCUCCCCUCUCAAUGACGACCAGUGGCACCGGGUCACCGCAGAAAGGAAUGUCAAGCAGGCCAGCCUACAGGUGGACCGGCUGCCACAGCAGAUCCGCAAAGCCCCAACAGAAGGUCACACCCGCCUGGAACUCUACAGCCAGCUGUUUGUUGGUGGUGCCGGAGGCCAGCAGGGCUUCCUGGGCUGCAUCCGCUCCCUGAGGAUGAAUGGAGUGACACUGGACCUGGAGGAAAGAGCAAAGGUCACAUCCGGGUUCAAAUCCGGAUGCUCAGGCCACUGCACCAGCUAUGGGACCAACUGUGAGAAUGGAGGCAAAUGCAUAGAGAAAUACCAUGGUUAUUCCUGUGAUUGCUCCAAUACGGCAUAUGACGGAACUUUUUGCAACAAAGAUGUUGGUGCAUAUUUCGAAGAGGGCAUGUGGCUACGGUAUAACUUCCAGGCAUCCGGGAUCAGUGCCAAAGAAUCGGGCAGCAGAUCGGAGAACUCCCCUGAUCAGCAGAACUCCCCCCAAGACCUGGCCCACGAGGAGAUCCGUUUCAGCUUCAGUACCACCAAGGCGCCUUGCAUUCUCCUCUAUGUCAGUUCUCUCACCACCGACUUCUUGGCAGUUCUCGUCAAACCCACCGGAAACUUACAGAUUCGGUACAACCUGGGUGGCACCAGAGAGCCCUACAAUAUUGAUGUAGACCACAGGAACAUGGCCAAUGGACAACCCCACAGUGUUAACAUCACCCGUCAUGAGAAGACCAUAAUUCUCAAGCUUGACCAUUAUCCUUCUGUGAGUUACCAUCUGCCAAGUUCAUCUGACACGCUGUUCAAUUCUCCCAAGUCGCUCUUUCUGGGAAAAGUUAUAGAAACAGGGAAGAUUGACCAAGAGAUUCACAAAUACAACACCCCAGGAUUCACUGGGUGCCUCUCCAGAGUGCAGUUCAACCAGAUCGCCCCUCUCAAGGCGGCCUUGAGGCCAACGAACGCCUCGGCUCACGUGCACAUCCAGGGCGAGCUGGUGGAGUCCAACUGCGGGGCCUCCCCGCUCACCCUCUCGCCCAUGUCGUCCGCCACCGACCCCUGGCACCUAGACCACUUGGAUUCAGCCAGUGCUGAUUUUCCAUAUAAUCCAGGACAAGGCCAAGCUAUAAGAAAUGGAGUCAACAGAAACUCCGCCAUCAUCGGAGGGGUCAUUGCUGUGGUGAUCUUCACCAUCCUCUGCACCUUGGUCUUCCUCAUUCGGUAUAUGUUCCGUCACAAGGGCACCUACCACACCAAUGAAGCCAAGGGAGCAGAGUCAGCAGAGAGCGCAGAUGCUGCCAUCAUGAACAACGACCCCAAUUUCACAGAGACCAUUGAUGAAAGCAAAAAGGAAUGGCUCAUUUGAGGGGUGUCCAUUUGGCUGUGGGAUAGGGAGGGGGAAAUUAUUAGGGAGGAGGGAAAAAGGACAACACCCUGCUUCAUACUCUUGAGCACAUCCUUAAAAUAUCAGCACAAGUUGGGAGAGGCAAGCAACAGAAAAUUCUUGCGACUGAUCACCACAAAAAGUACUUUUUAAUAUUUCUUUAUAGCUGAGUUUCCCCUUCUGUAUGAAAACAAAAUAAUACAAAAAAUGCUUUUAGAGUUUAAGCAAUGGUUGAAAUUUGUAGGUAAUAUCUGUCUUAUUUUGUGUGUGUAUAGAGGUGUUCUAAAAACCCAUGGUAACAGGGCAAGUUUUCUACAUUUUGAAGAGCCCUUAGAAUGUGGAUAUUUUUUCUUGAGAAAAGCUGAUGCACAUACAUAUGGUCUCCAGCAUUCUCUUCCUUUUACAUAUAGUCAACUUUUAACGGGCUAUUGUAGUAACUAGUUUGUGUUCAUAGAAUAUUUCCUUUGGUGUCCUGUAAAUUGGAAAAGGAAAGAAAGGGGCAAAGAGAAUCUGUUUUUUGCCAGUUUUCAAAGAGACCUCAGUUUAUGCCACUUCUCUGAGAGAUUCCCCCCUGAAGCAGUUGAAGGAAGAUAAUACGUGGCACCCGUCAUAUAGUGAGGUAAUCAACACAACAGAAAGAAGCAUUAGGAACCGGGGGAAGUAGUUUCAUAUUGGGAUUGUUGGUUUUAUUUUUCAUCGAAUUCUACAAGACAAUAUUGAUCCACGUACGUAGUCUUAGACCUGUUCAAUAUCUGUAACUAUCAGCUAUCAUACCGUGGUGCCCAGCUGUUACAAAAGAUUCUUCCUCUGCUUUACCUGCAACGUACUGGGCUACGUUAUAUGUGUGAGUAAGUACGUCAGUGGGGAAUUAGAGCCAGAGGUUAUGAUUUGUUCUGUUUCUCUUAUAGUUGUAGCAAGAGUAUGGACACUUUCUAGUGAAUGCAUAAAUUAGGUUGUUCUUCUUAUUUUGCCUUAAAUCUCUAGUUUUUAAGCCCCUGUGACAAAAUCCUAGCAGGCAAUGUCCUUGAAUGGACACACCACAAUAAAAUCAAGUUAUGAUUUCUAUUACCAUUUCUGUUACUCGGGGAUCAUACGGAAAACACUGCCAUGUUUUGUCAUCUACUCCAUGUGUUUUUCCAUCCUAAACAGACACACGUCCCUGAUUCAGGAUCUUCUUUGGCAGAUACAGUUGAACUUCAGAUGCGUCACAAACCUGGUACCUGAUUGUUACUUCUCAGAGAAUUGACAUGUCUAAUCAAUCACACCUCAGUUUAAUCAGGAACCGUGACCAACCUGUUCCAACAAAUAACUCAUUGAUUUCAUUAAAAAAUAAUAGACUUUGUAUAAACAAAUGAGGACAAAGCUCCCAUUGGAGGAUCCAAAACAUAAUUUCACUUACUUAUUUUUAAAAAGAUUAGACAAGAGUUAUUUCUAGAAUGACCUCCACUUCUGAUCCUUAUAGUUCAGGCUCUUAUACUUAAUAAGCAUUUUUUUAAAAAAUUUUAGACUCCAACAAUUGAAGAAUUAAAUAUGAUCACUCUUUUCCUUCUCAUCCCAGAAGGAGUUAAGAUAAGGUUAAAAAGGUGUUGAUGCAGUUUUCUGAAGGCCUGCCUCAAUAAAAUGGAAAUACUAGUUUGUUUGGGUUAUAUAUACAUACUUUUCAAGAUACUUGGUAUGCCUAACCUAUGGGAGGAUCUCAAUUCCUUGAAUAAUGAAAAAUAUCAUCCAGAACUGCCAAUGGCACGUUGCACCAGGACACGACACAUUCCAAGGGAGGCAUUGGACCAGUUAAUUCCAAGUCAAGGUAACAGAACAAAAGGGAAUCCUAAUGCCCCUUUUCAGUUGCUGACCUCAGGCGCUAUCCUGAACACCCUCGGUUUAGAAAGGUCUUGAUCAUUCUUCCAUAAAAUACAUUUUAAAUGAAAAGUAUUUAAUGUGACUAAAUAUCAAAACAGUGUAGGAUUUACAAAUGACAUAUUGAAAACAAAGCCUAUGUAUUUGACCAAGAUGACUACCAUUAAGGAUUCUUUUAUGUAUUGUCAGAUUGAAAAGGCAAAUUUUAGACGUAUGUCUUCGAAAUGUUUCUGAUUUUUUAAAACCUGUUUUACAGGUAUUACUUUUGCAUUUAACAAAUAAUGCCAGAUGGAAACAUUAUUUCUUGCAUCUCUCGUGAUUUAUUCUGGAGGCAUUGUCUUAGCACUUUGCCUUUCUUCCCAAAAUGCUUAGGGAAUUAAACUAAUCAGACACAGCCCCUGAGACUAGAAUGUUCUCACCCUUUUCCUUCUCUCUUCUUUCCUCUUUUGUGCCACAAAAGGUGAAAAAUAAAACCCAACACUUCUCCCACCAAAUUUUCAAACCUCGGGCUCCGGAUAGGCUACAGGAACCAGUGGGUCUCCCAUCUCACCAUCAUUUAAGACCCACAGAGGUGUGAUACAGGCUCUGCCUUCAGGGGUUAUGGUCCAGCAGACAGGACACAAACAGGUGGAUAAGGUAUUAAGUAAGUAAGUGCCAAAUGACUGCUGGAAAUCUUGGCCUCUCUUAGGGGUUGUGGUCUUCACAAAAACUCCUAAAUCUAUUUAUGAAGGCCAUAUCCAGUAUAUUCUAAAUGAUGAGUUAUCUGUUUAUGUGAAGAAAAGGAGGCAGCUCUUUUCUCCAGCUCCCUCCCUUGAAAGCUUAGGACAAUGCAGCCUAGAUAGCCACGACUUUCUGACCCCAGCUCAGUGCCUGAUCUUGCUUUGUCAGUCAUAUCCUGCAAAAUCUUGCCGUCUUAUAUCCCAAUACGGUAUCAGUGGAGCACAAAUAGGCUAGUGGUAGCCUCUUUAAAUAAUAAGAAUAGACACAACAAAAAACAAAGAAAAAGUGUUUUAAGUAAGAGGCUUUUUUAAAGGGAAAGCUGUUGGCUGAUUUAGGGUUGCUUUACAGGAAGCAUGCUCUGUAUAAAGCAAGCCUCUAUGUUUUGAGAAGCUUGGGAGGUGGGGGGACUUUGAAUGAAUGCAAAAUCAGUGCCAUUGUUAGCUCUCAACAUAUUCACUUGAGCUCGAGGAAGCUAACUCAGGAGGUAGGAAGUUAGAGUGUUGUUAAGUUCUUCUCUGGCCCUUGUUCCAUAUAUAAGACUAUAUUUGCCCUUGUAGCUCUCACCCAACUGCUCAAAGAAAGAGACUUGUUUUAUGGAAGUUUUUAUUAAAGAGCUGAGAACAAGAGUUUGGAGUGCCUUAGAUGGAAAAUUUCCUGUUGCACUGCAUUUGAUAGACAAGUAUCCUUUCCUAACGGGAGCAGGAAUUCAGAGGCACAGGAAAAAGAAUUGGCAUGAGCCAAAGAGUAGAUCUUAACCUUGCUGUUGAACAUCUGUUGAGCAGGCACCAGAUGCCGGCUGAGAGCUGGGCGCAAAGACGCAAGCACUUAAGGAGAAAGCAUGCAGCUGCCGGCUAGGAACAUGUAGUAUCAGUGCGGUGCCAAGAAGAAACUUGUAGGAGGAUCUGUCUUUGCUGUCUUUCCACUUGUUCUUUUUCUCCCUCUCCUUUCUCUUAGGGUGUGAACAUUUUAAUGGUCCCUUCACAUCUUGCUUCCAAACGAUUAGCACCUGAUUGGAACCUCUUAAUAUUUUUUUCCUUUUCACCAUCCUGUCAAGCAGCUUUCCAAAAGAAAGGCAGCAAUCGUCAAAUUGAAUUCCAGUCUGCCAAAUAUAGGUCCUAAAUUGCUAGGCCGGAUAGAACCACCUGAUCCUGAAGUAGGUGGGCCACAGGAACAGCAGGCCCAGCUGAUUUGAGCUAAAAACCAGUGGGCGCCAUUUUGUAAAUGACAUUUUGGUGAGAGUGGACCCUGAGAGUCUGCUGAGAGUCCUAACCCUUUCCGUCCCUCUGACUUGCUGUGUGAACUUGGUCAAGUCCUAAACCUCCAUUCCUCUUCACCCCAUAUUUAGGAUAGAGCUGUUUUACCUGCUUCCCAAGAUGACUGUGAGGUGCUGUUGAUUCUUGACUGCAGAACACUUUGAAUCCCAAAUAUAAAGGCCAAAGGCGACGGAGCCUAUUGGAAGACUUACUUUCAGGCUGUGGUUGUAAGUCACGUCAAAGAAACCACAUGGCCAUGUCCAGAAACACGGAGACUUAAGGGGCAUUGCUGUACAACUACUAAAUUGUUAAUCAGGUAGAUUGCCAGGGGCCUGACCUGUCAACAUUAGGAGAUGCAAUAGCCAAAGGCCAGAGAAAUUAGAACUUCAUGUGCGUAAAGCCCUAAAUUCCCACCUGGCCGUGACUUAUGGUUCAUACGUGCCCCCAAUGUGAUUAACUGGCUGAUAAAUAAGACAACACGGAAACCAAAUGUGACAUUUUCACGUAGCCUGGUGGCUCUGUGCCUACACUACAUAUACCCUGCAUGACAAUGUUGGAAACUUUAAAGAUUUCUUUCACAGCAGUAUUUUUUGGAUAUGAGUGGUAUAUAAAACUCAUCAUCAAUGAAAUAGAAAAACCGUGUUGAAAAGUUGGUUCUCUCCCAUGGAGCAGGGACUGGCAGAAGGUAGUUAGGAUACAUGGGCACAUGGGUGUUAAUAUCCAGCAUGCAUUUACGAGUUUAUUUUCCAGAUGAAAAUGUGCUUUAAGAGCAGUUCUGCGUAGAUGGUCUGCACCAUUUCCAAGUCUCGGGGUUUUUUUUACAGCAACUGCUAGAUCCUGAGAUGGCUAUGAAAAUGUGGAGAUUCCUCUCCAGUAGGCCAAGAAACAGUUCUAAAUGUUCCUGAUUCUAAGUUUUGUUUUGUCAAGUUUUUAAAUUUUUCCGGUGAGCACGGUGACUGCAGAGGUUAGAACUGUGAAAAGCUGGGCUAAAUAUUCUUUCUGUAAAGUCAAGUAGGAAUCCAUCCCUGGGAAAUAACGCAAAAUUUCACUCUCUAAAAGCAAUGGCAUGUAAACUAGAAUGAAAGAAGGAAAUUAUGUAUGUAUGCCUAAUAUUCUUUGUGAAUGUCUUUCAUUUAACGGAAAUUAUAUUAGAAACCAGAUUGAUAAAUAAAAAAUCCAAAAUAGUUUUAAUUAUCCUAAAA
This is a messenger RNA of Equus caballus (horse), 7284 nucleotides long. The record is from RefSeq and is a predicted model, not a curated record. NCBI's taxonomy places the organism in Eukaryota, Metazoa, Chordata, Mammalia, Perissodactyla, Equidae.